This is a messenger RNA of Spodoptera frugiperda (fall armyworm), 2335 nucleotides long. RefSeq lists its product as uncharacterized. The transcript is spliced from 7 exons. Lineage: Eukaryota; Metazoa; Arthropoda; Insecta; Lepidoptera; Noctuidae. The record is from RefSeq and is a predicted model, not a curated record. Bases 134 to 2335 code for a protein of 733 amino acids.
AGUACCACUGCUCUUGCAAAUGUCUUUUAAAACUUUUAAUACUGAACAUAUAGUUUAUUAUGAAAAUGUGUUACAAUAAAAUAAUUAGAAAAGUGAAUAUUUCCGACGUGAAAUUAAUUAUAAUUUAUAAAUAAUGAUUCUGCUAUUUAUAUUAUUAUUUCUGAACUAUGACUUGUUACUUUGUCAGCACUUUUACACAGAAAUGGUCCGACCAUUAGAAAAAAAACACAUGAAAAUCAAUCUACUUCUGGAAGACAGUCAACUUCUGGACGACAGAACUAAACCGAAACAGAUAGAAAGACGUGGCCAAAUGGGUUUAGCUCCAGCCAUUUCAUCAGUGAGAGACCAACUACUAGACAUGUAUCGCUCAUACAUUGGCAAAUUAAACAUUAAUAAGAAGAAAAAAGAUAAAAAAGCUAUAGAUGGUGAUAAUGAACCCAAAAUACUUAAGAAAGGAAAUGCUAAAAAACCAGACGACAACACAAGCACAUCACAAGAAUCAAGCAAAGAAACAGAUUCAGAAUUGGAUAAAAAUGAAAAAAAUAUCAGAAAACUGAAGAAGAAUAUGCAUUUGAGAGACUUACGAAUAACUAUUUUACCUAAUAAACCAGUAACGCCUGAUAAAGAUGAUAGUACAACGGAAGAAAGAGAAAAUGGAGAAGAAAGAGAUGUAAAAGAAGAUAGUUCAACAGACGAAAAAGAAGAAGAGAAUGUUACUGCUGAGAAAUUUGUAAAAACUACAACAGUUGACGAUAAAACAAUUGAAUCGAAAGAUGAGAGUGAUAAAACGCUUAUAAUAGAUGGUAUUGAUGAUGCAAAACUGGGAAAAUUCGGUGAUAUACUAAAUAUGGAAAGGGAAAGGGAAAGAGAAAGAACAAAAAAGCAACGCUUUACCAAAGCUGAAGACGAAAUAGAAGAACAUCUUACAUCUACAAAGCGGAGAAGAAAGAAAACAACUAAAACUCUAACGAAAGCAAUAUUCAAUUUUGACUUUUUGAAACCAACAACAGAACACGUAAAGAAAAUCAAAAAGCCAAAACAUGAGACGCUAUCGACACAUAAGAAGUUGAAAUUGAAAAUGACAAUGGAGGCAGACCCGGUCACAGAUGUAUACAAGACGAAGCAUAAAAGACUGCAAGUUAACAAUCUGAUAAAAGAAUUGGCCAAUAUCCCCGAAGAACCUUCAACACACAAAGACAAAGAAAGCGAUGAUGCAGAGGACACCAGCUCUGUGACCACACCAGCACAAGUGAAUAUAAAACGUACACACCAAACUACAACCACGAUGCUGCCAUACUUCCAAAUGAUUGAGGAUCUGAAGGAAGGCUACAUGGUGGUGUUCUUGAUGGAGCUGAUGAGGAUCAUGGCUUCUAAAGACAAGGACGACCUGUUUGAAGUCCUCGUCCACACUGAACAGAUUGCGUUGCAACUUCGCGAGACUGGGAAGAUUAUCUGGCUCGGUCAGCCUCUCCUACACGUCACUAUGAAACUGGCAAAAUUCAUGACUGAAGCUGAAACGGGAGUAAUACAGAAAUACGCCUCAAAAUUAAAAAGAAAGAUAAGUAGACGUCACCAGGAGCUAUCUUCUGAAGUGAACACCAUCAUAGACUAUGCUGACAUGCUGUAUGAUGAUGAAGAAGGCACGCAGCUCUUCACUGCGCUCAAAGAUUUUGACGACUAUCCUAACACUACACAACCAAGCGACGCUGUAUGUCUAGCAUUAAUGGAGAGUUUCCUCAAGCCGUAUCGUCGGCUCAGUAAUACAGAAUUACGUCAACAGUUGGUAGACUCUAUUAACAUGGAGCUAAGAGCUAAAAUGCCUGAAGGAGAGCGGCUGCAGGACAUUUCUUUAGGAUUUUUAGGAAUUAAUGAAGCAAUAGAACAAAGGCCACCACUAGAAUCAGAGAGCGACUCAAUCCCACUCUCGAGGAAAUCACAAAAGCAAAUGAGACAGAAACUACAAAAGACAAGGACAAAACAUUCGACAAUGAAGCAGGAACUCACGACGUUUCAACCAGGCUACAGCGACGACAUCUAUCGACGGAGACUCAGCUAUACAUCGGACAAUCGGUACCAAUACCCCAUGUUGAGAAACAUGAAGCCGAUUACAAGUAUACAGAGGCGAUUCAAGAUUGUCACUCCUCAUCGACACAUGUUACGGCUUAGAUCGACACGGAGUUAUAUAGUGAACCUAAUCAGUAGACCCACCAAAGAAGUUACGACUAAACUGAUUAAAGCCAAGAAGACUAAUCAAGUAACUACCAGAUUCCCACUCUUCCAUGAGGCGAUUCGAUUUAGAUCGCAUUUGAACCAGAAACAGGGUCAUAGAAUUUAA